AUGGAGCCGCUGGUUUUUCAGGGGAGACUGAAGGGUAAAAUUGUACCUGCUCGCGGUCCGCCCAGAUUCGGCUGGGAGCCGAUUUUCGAACACGAGGGAGAGACUUUAGCUGAAAUGGAGCAUGGCAAGAAAAAUGCACUCUCGCACCGAUAUCAAGCAUUGUACAAGUUCCAGCAGUGGCUAGCCCAGGGCGAUAACCGAUCACUAUAUUUCGAGAGCAAAUAA
This is a messenger RNA of Penicillium arizonense, 225 nucleotides long. RefSeq lists its product as uncharacterized. The record is from RefSeq and is a predicted model, not a curated record. The transcript has 4 exons. The coding region runs from base 1 to 225 and encodes 74 amino acids. Gene Ontology annotation, cellular component: cytoplasm. Gene Ontology annotation, molecular function: nucleoside triphosphate diphosphatase activity. Lineage: Eukaryota; Fungi; Ascomycota; Eurotiomycetes; Eurotiales; Aspergillaceae. Gene Ontology annotation, biological process: nucleoside triphosphate catabolic process.